This is a messenger RNA of Geodia barretti, 1098 nucleotides long. The record is from the annotation of a GenBank genome assembly. NCBI's taxonomy places the organism in Eukaryota, Metazoa, Porifera, Demospongiae, Tetractinellida, Geodiidae.
AAUCAAGCGUGGCUAUUUCGCGUGGGCGGAGACACUCGCAUUAUGUGGUGCGCUUAGUCAAGGUAUGCCUUCGCGUCUAUGGCCCGUAAAAGUCUGCUGGCGUAGUUCUUUCUAGCUGCGUUUUCCUGGUUCUCGGUCAAGGGAUUGCAGGUCGGAAAGAGGCAAAGAGAGAGCAGCGGUUGACAGGCUGUGGACGUGCCUGGACCAGUCAGGAUGGGACUCCCAUCCGCUUUACCCUACCCCCUGCUGGUUGGGACACUUUUAUUGACUUUACAUCAUUUCUCGGUCCAAGUGGCGGCAUUUGAGCUGGUCACCAUUGAUACUCUGGACUCUGUGGGAUUACGGGACAACCCAUCGGGAAAUGGGGCAACUGUCACCACAGGACCGGAGGGCGCCGACGACGCAUACAUACUGUCCAGAUCCCUGACGGGAGAUGCAAACUCUGACGCCUGGGCAACAGUCUUUUCCCACUUUCCCCGGGAGUUUUCUCUCGGGCUAAGUUAUAGGAAGGAGACGGUUACCACCACGAAUCUCUUCAGUCUGUUUGACGGGUUGACUUUGCUCCUGACUGUCGAUGUGGUGAGAACAGACGAUCGAACUGACCUGGUGGUUUUACUGCCAGGAGGAGAGACGGUCACAGAACCAAUUGUGGUGAACGACGAGGGGUUCCACUCAAUUAUUCUCAAGUUGGAAGGAGAUUUCCUCUCUGUUUACGUCAACUGUUCCUUGGACUCGUUUCUGAAGCUGCGCUCUACUCCGGACAACAUCACUGCCACUUCCACCACUGACUUCUCUCUGUUUGACGCUGGAUAUGUGGUGCAUUCAGCAGUGGUAUCAAAUGACAGAAAUGCCGUUACCGAGUUCUGUCCACAUGUUCUCCCGGGCAUAACUGGGCCUGCUGGAGCUCAAGGUCGGCCUGGGCAGAAAGGAGAGUCUGGUAAAAAUGGAACCGACGGCCGUGUGGGACCUCCAGGACCAAAGGGUGAUGUUGGACCAGUAGGACCGAACGGAGAAGGUGGCGAGAAAGGAAUGAUUGGAGACACAGGUCCUUCUGGGGACCCUGGAGAAGAAGGCAGAAAAGGUGUUCCUGGAGAUCUU